This is a messenger RNA of Panonychus citri (citrus red mite), 1796 nucleotides long. RefSeq names its product m7GpppN-mRNA hydrolase-like (gene DCP2). The transcript is spliced from 4 exons. NCBI's taxonomy places the organism in Eukaryota, Metazoa, Arthropoda, Arachnida, Trombidiformes, Tetranychidae. The record is from RefSeq and is a predicted model, not a curated record. Bases 505 to 1281 code for a protein of 258 amino acids. Gene Ontology annotation, cellular component: cytoplasm; P-body. Gene Ontology annotation, biological process: nuclear-transcribed mRNA catabolic process, nonsense-mediated decay; deadenylation-dependent decapping of nuclear-transcribed mRNA. Gene Ontology annotation, molecular function: manganese ion binding; 5'-(N(7)-methylguanosine 5'-triphospho)-[mRNA] hydrolase activity; RNA binding.
AAGCAAGAAUUAAAGAGUAAAAAAGCUACUCUCUUUUCGUCUCUUUCUUUUCUGUUUCUUUCUCUUUCUUCCAAUCACCUGGUAACCAUAAUGAUCAGCAUAUGAUUGGAAAUAUUUGUUUUCCUUUUUUUCCCACCUUCUUUUACUUGUUUCUCUCUCAUCUUUAAAUUUUUUUUUAUUAUUUUCCUCUUUUGACAUUAAUUAUUGAUUCUUCAUCAUCGUCAUCACCCUUGACCAUCAUCACCUUCUUCGCAUUUAUCACAAAUUCAUUUGCUUUUUUACAGUUUACUUUUAAAACGCCCCAUCAGUUAGAGAUGCAAUACCCAGAGAAUCAGUCAAUUCCUAUUGACAUAUUGGAUGAUUUAAGUAGUGACUUUUUUUUAUCUCUUUGUCUCUUUGUCUCUCUCUCUUCCUCCCAAUCUUCACUUUCUCCCUCUCUGAAUCUUUCCUAGUCGAUUCAUAAUUAACUUACCUCAACAUGAGCGGGAAAAUAUUAUCCGGGUGAUGUUCCAAAUUGAACAAGCCCAUUGGUUUUACAUUGAUUUUCUUUCUGUACAACGACCUAGUUUACCGAAGCUACAAUUACGAGUAUUUGCACGAAUAAUGUUCAAUCAUGUACCUUUUUUGAAAAUUUUUCUCAAAGAAUUUGAAAAUUAUUUUAAACAAUGGAAAGAAUAUAAGUCAAAUGUUCCCACUUAUGGAGCUAUUCUUUUAGAUGAUAUCAUGGAACAUGUUUUAAUGGUACAAGGAUUUUGUUCACAGUCAAGUUGGGGCUUCCCGAAGGGUAAAGUAAAUGCUGAAGAAGAUCCUGUUCUUUGUGCCUGUCGUGAAGUUAAAGAGGAAACUGGAUUUGAUUGUAGUCGCCUGAUUAAGUCUGAAGAUUAUAUUGAGCUAAAAAUAAGGGAUACCAAUGUGAGAUUAUAUAUUGUUCCCGGUGUUGCUAAAUCAGAAAAAUUUGUUACCCAAACUCGAGGUGAAAUUAAAGACAUCAAAUGGUUUCCAUUGAGUAAACUUCCAACCAAUAAAAGUGAAAAAGAUCUCAAUGCCAACUUAUUCUUUAUGGCAAUUCCAUUUAUAAAACAUUUGAAAAGAUGGAUUAUCGAUAAAAGGAAACUGCGUCAAGAGGAAGGACGACAAAUUUUAAACGUUUCACGACAACAACAUUCACAAUCAAGCAUAACCAAAUUCUGGUCUAAAUCUUGGAAUGAAUUUACCAUAGACUGGAAUUCAAUAUGGGGCUCAAUUCUUGGCGAUUCAACCGGUAAACAGGGAAACGGAUAACAAACGAAACGGUUUACAACGAUUUUUAAAGUUGUAUUAUUAUUGACUCAUGCGGCCUGAACACUUUUUUUUUGGACCAAAAUCAACAUCUACACACCACUAACACCAUAGAUUUUCCAUCCUUUUUCAUCCUCAUCCUCAUUCAACGAACUUAAAUUAGGAUCUUUAUUUUUUUCUCCUCUCAUUUUUUUCCCCACUCCAACAAUCUAAAUCUUUAUUCCAUCUUUUAUUACUUUAAGAAAAGCGAAAUCAAAUCAACCAAUAGAAAAGAAAAACAAUGUCAAGUGGCCAUGUGACUAAUUUCACUGAUUAAUUGACAUUUUUUAAAUUGUUCCAAUUGAAUUUUGAAAGUAAAUUGAACCAUUGACCGAUCGGCAACUAGUAUCUCGUUUUACUAGCCUAUUACAAAACAUAAUAGCCGAUAGAUCUCAAUUUCUGGUCAAUGUGAAUUUUAGCCCAAAAUUGUAUCACUUUUUUACUUGCAUCAUUAAAUGGGGACAUCUAAAAGUAUCAAA